AUGCUUAUGCUACCAUUUCACAACUAACUUUUAGCAACAUCAGGAUGAAUGAAGUUAUACUAUCAAUUGCUGUCUGCAGUUUGAUUUUAUACCAGAUUGUGUCUUGUGAUGACGUAGUAAAUGGCAUGGUUCUGAUAAUUCCUCAACACAAACUGGUUCUGGGAAGAACGAAGGAGAAUUUUGAUUCAAAAAAAGAUUGGAAAAAGCUUGACGUAAAACCAUUCCUAAUCAGUGAAACUCCCAUCACAAAUACACAGUUCUCAAAAUUUGUUUCUAAACAGAAAUUCAAAACAGAGGCAGAAGUAUUUAAGUGGAGCUUUGUAUUUGAAAAGUUUGUGUCAGAUGAUAUUAAGGAAGAGAUAAGCAACUCUGUAAAAGGAGCAGAAUGGUGGCUACCAGUGGAGGGAGCAUACUGGAAACAUCCCUCAGGACCUGGUUCUUCAGCUGGCAGGAAGCCAGACCACCCUGCCGUUCACAUAUCAUUUAACGAUGCAGUGGAGUAUUGUCAAGCUCAGGGAGCGAGGUUACCCUCUGAACCAGAGUGGGAGUUUGCUGCUCGUGGAGGCAUGAGAGAUCAGCAAUAUCCGUGGGGUAAUGGAUACGAGAAGAACAGAAUGAACAUUUGGCAGGGAAAGUUCCCGAAAGAAAACAAAGGAAAGGACGGUUAUAUUGGUGUUGCUCCCGUUAAAGCUUUCAAACCCCAAAACCCAUUCGGGAUAUACGAUAUGAUAGGAAAUACGUGGGAGUGGACUAGUACAGUGUUUGGUGUUGACUCUCAGACCCGCAUGCCUCAGUAUACCCUCCGUGGAGGUAGUUAUGUGGACUCAGUGGACGGCAAGUUCAACCACAGAGCAGAUGUUACUACCAGGAUGGGAAACACAGCGGACGCUGGGUCGGACAAUAUUGGGUUUAGAUGUGCUAGAGACGCAACUCGAAAAGACAUGGAUGACCGUAAAACUGGCAAACAAGAACUUUAAUUUCAGUGUUUGAUUCAACGGGGAUAUUUGUAGUUAAAUUAGUAAUUUAUUGAUAAUAUAUUUAAUUUGUGUACUGAUCUCUGACUGACUUGGCACAAUUUGUUUGGUAAUUAAACAUUUCGAGAAAUGAGGAAAUAAUAUUGGUUUACAAAUUUGACUUGUUUUAUUGUAGUAUGUUUGCCACAUUGCUCAGAUUUUAUAUGUUAAAUUAAAACCUCCUUUAUUUUUUAAUUGGAUCGAAAUUCAAUAAAUAUUAAUUUAUUACAGUACAAUUUCAUGACACAUUAUGAUGGUAUUUCUGUGACGAAGUGUAAGCAGAUCACUUCAACCAAUGCAUGAAGUUGUAUGAGUUCUUCGUUAGAUACGGGUUUUCAAUAUUGUUUGUGUAUUCUUUCAAUCUGAUUGAUUCUGAUUUAUUUCUAUUGUCACUGUAAUAAUAAGUUCUUUAUGUUUAUGAA
Molecule: messenger RNA, 1435 nt
Organism: Bolinopsis microptera
Lineage: Eukaryota; Metazoa; Ctenophora; Tentaculata; Lobata; Bolinopsidae
Product: inactive C-alpha-formylglycine-generating enzyme 2-like
Exons: 7
Coding region: 45-977 (310 amino acids)
Cellular component (GO): endoplasmic reticulum
Source: RefSeq, a predicted model, not a curated record